CAAGAAUUUCUGGCAAUAAAUGAUCAUUCUAGAAUAUGAAACUUCUUUGUAAUGUUUGAAUAGGCAUGUUCUAGUUCAACAUACAGUUUUUUUUGUUUGUACUUUUUUCUCCCUAGAACAAAUAUCCAACUUUUUUUAUUUGAUUAUUUUCAUGAAUUAUAUUAAGCACACAUUUGUAUGUUAGAGAUUUUUGUCACAAUGUAGAUAGUCAAUAACACUUCUAUGUUUGACAUACUUAGAUGAUUAUAUUCCAUUUCUUGAAAGUGUUAAAAUAUAAACUGACGUUAUCAUUUUCUUUUAUCACAUUUAUAAUAUAUAAAUUAAGAUUUGAAAUUGCUCACUUGUGCCAGAAAUAGAGUAAAAAUGGGCACGAGAUCUUCUUUAAUCUUAGCUGAAAAGUAGCCAUUUGACCUUAAACUCCUACCACACAAGAAGAAGAAAAAAUUAUGAAAUUUCAUAUUCAUUUUCACUAAGUAGAUCAUUUAACAUAGUUGAGAAUGUGCACCAUUGAGGGCUUUAUCAGUGGUAAUGAUAAAAGUCCCUGUAUAAUUGUUACCUGAGUGAAGCCUAACAGGCCGAGUCUGCUCAUCUGUGUAGUAAGUCUUGAAUCUAUUAUUUUUGUCAUGUUGACUGUUUUAUUUUAACUUUUGCUUAUUUGAAUAUCAAAAUCUUGAGUCAGAAACAGUGUUUAUCAAAUUCAAUAUGGCACAACAAUUUAAUGAACAAAUUAUAAAAAAAAUGUACUACAUGUAUAAUGGAAAGUGUCCAAAUGCGAGUGAAGCAUAAAGGGUUAGGGUUGAAGAGAUAAAUUGUGAUUUAUUAUCUGAUUUGAAAAGAAAAUUAACAAGUAAUAAAAACAAAAACAAACAAAAAUAAAACAACAGUUGCAUCUAUAGUAAGACUUUCUUGCUUUUUGAUAGGAACAUUCUUAUUAUUGCUCUUGAAUUAUAGAUUUUCACACUUAUCAGCAUAUAUAAGUGCACAAUUUGCUUAUCUUAUAUAUCAAAAAUUAUAUUAUCCCAGACUUUCUUUACUUUUUUUUUUGCUUUUUAGACCUUUAUACUCAAAGAAAGAGGAUCAUUUUAUUAUGAUUAUAAUAUAUACCUGUCAUGGGUAAUUUCUAACAGUCAGAAGUAUUAUAUUGCUUUUUUGCCAAGCUUUUGAACAUAAUAGAUUACAUUAUAUUUAGAAUUUAGAAAUUUGAAUGAGAUCUUAAGAUUGUCUAAUGUAAGGUUUUUUUUUGAAAAAGGUUAUUCAUGAAACCAAUCAAUCAAUUCAUUUUUAAUAAUUUUUAACAAUUUCCAAUUAUUAGAAACUGAGGUGCAGUAGUAUUAUUCCUUUAAAAAACUUCAACCCGUCUUAUAAGAGGGUGUUAGCAAAAAGUGUCAUUUUUGAGUCAAAAUCAGGACCCCGUCUUAUAAGUGGUCCAUCUUGUAGACGAGUUAAUAAGGUAUGUUCUAGGAAGGUAUAGAUAGUUCCUGAUAGUUCCUGACUUUUACAAUAUUUACCUCCCUUUAUAAGUGAAAAGCAUCUGAUCUGAUUGGUCAGAAAUAAGCAUAGAAUGCGCACUGAUCAAUGAAAAUCUUGAGGUCGGAGGCACUUCGCAGACAAAGUUUUAUAACUUUGAGGCCUGUAAUGUUGUCAUACAAAGAAGCAUGGUUGUGUUCCUUUGUUGGAAGACACCAUGACCAACAGGCCAAUUCUGCGUUAACCUUUUGUCAUUCAUUGAACAGCCUAGUUAUAAUGUUAAAUAGGAAACUUAAAAUAGGUUUUUUCUUCUUAAAAUAACAAAACAAAUUUAAUUUUCAAGAUGACUGUAUAUAUAAAAUGUUUAUUCAUAACAUCAAUGUUUUAUUAUGUACAUAUAAUUAUAUUUGUACCUCAUCAAGCAGAUAUGCAAAAUGGCAGUUCUAGUAGAAGGGCUUCCCUGGCGGCAGAUGCUAAAGGUAAAGGUAAUAAGGCAAAAGGUAAAGAAAAAGGCGGGAAACCUACACAAGAAACUGAGCCAGCUGACAGUCCUGACUUUAUAAACCCACUGUUAGAAGGUGCUGAUUAUAUAGAUGGUCAACUGUGGGUAGCUGGUAACAGGGUUCUCAUUAACCUUAAUCUGUCACGAAAUGAGAUAGGUGAGACAGGCCUUGAGGCUCUACUGAAGGCCAUGCAAUAUCAAACAACAUUGUGUAUGGAAAACAAAAGUAGCGGAACUGGGCUUAUGAGAUUAUUAGUCGGGAAAAACAAGGUACGAUCUAGCCAUGAGUUACUACAGAAGAUAACAGAUAUCAUGUUACCUAAAGAUCCUUUCUAUAAACCUCCACCACAGACCCCGGAUGUUACUGAGGCUUAAAUACAAAUACAGAUCUAUUUACUUUAAUAUAGUUACAACUCCUUAAUUGAAUGAUUUGGGGAAAAAACUUUGACUGGAUUUCUAAGAAAGUCUUUUAUUGGAUUCCUUGGAAAUUUUUUUAAAUUAAUUUCAUUGG
Messenger RNA from Ruditapes philippinarum (Manila clam), 2480 nucleotides. RefSeq names its product leucine-rich repeat-containing protein 71-like. The coding region runs from base 1811 to 2344 and encodes 177 amino acids. The record is from RefSeq and is a predicted model, not a curated record. Lineage: Eukaryota; Metazoa; Mollusca; Bivalvia; Venerida; Veneridae. The transcript has 5 exons.